UCGGCCCACGGAAAUGCAAUACAAUGCAACAAACGCCCCUCCUUUUGUGCAGUGGUUUCUUCUACCUUCGUUGAAUCUGAGUUUGCUUCUCCAAUGGCGGCCGUGAGUGAAUCAAGCUGCAGCUUCCUGUUCAAAGCUCACAGUAUUAGUGAAUUUCUCCUCUCCAUCUCUCUAUUAAUGGCCGACCGAAUCCAUUUCUCUCCGGGAAUUAAUUAAUUAAGGGUACUGCUUAAUUAAGGUACGUACGGUACGAUGGGCGCUUGUACUAUUAUGGCUCAUAUAGUGUUUCUUCUUCGGUUCUGGCUUCUGCUGUCAUCUUCUUCGGCUGAAGACGUCGUCACCAUCGAUGUGAAUGAGGCCAGAAGCCUUCUCAGCAGUAACGGCGGCGUCGAUAAUAAUUACCUUUGUUUGGAUGUCAGAACUGAAGAGGAAUUCGGAAAAGGACAUUUGGAGAAGGCGGUGAACAUUCCGGUUAUGUUUGAUUCUCCUCGUGGUAUGGUGAAGAACCCUAAUUUCAUAGAUCAAGUUCGGUCUCGUUACGGCAAGGAAGAUCGGCUGAUUGUGAGCUGUAGAAGUGGAGUGAGAUCUUUGCCAGCAGCUACAGAUCUUGUCAAUGCUGGGUUCAAGCAUGUGUGCAAUAUGAGAGGAGGAUAUCUGGCGUGGACUCAGAAUGGAUUUCCAGUUGUAAAUUCACAUAAUGAAGAGCUAAAAUAAUAAUAAUAAUAACAAUAAUAAUAAUACACAAGUUUUUUUACUAUUUUGUCUCUGCCUUAAAAAAAAAAAAAAAGAGUACAUUUUUUUCACACAGACAUCUCAUCAAACAUUAUUUUAAUACAAAACUCAAACCAAAUUUGUGAUUCCCGUUUAACUAAUAACUGAAUAUUUCCAGCAUGAAGUGCAAAAAAAAGGAAAAAAAAAAAAGGAAAAGAAAAAGGUUUGAUAAUUCAUUCCUUCAUCUCCAUCCUACUAAACUAAGGGCAGCAAAUUUUACAACCCACCUAUUUAAUUCUGAAUUUGAGAUCGACUAUCAACAUUUGAGAAGUAAAAAUAAUAAGUGUCACCAAUUUUUAAUAAAAAAAGACAAAAAAUCUAAAUCUAUGCUAAAUUUAAAAGGCUAAAAAUACAAGGGCAAUGCCAAAUACCUCUCUGCCUACUCUGAUGAUUUGCAUAUACAUUCUGGGAAUGGGUUUUGGUAGAAUGGUUCCUCGAGUCUCAAUCUUGCGCGGCCCUUGAUUCCAGAAGGAGCACCGUGUCUUCUCCGUGGGGCUCCAGACCUGAAAAUCCGAGUUGCCUAACAAGACGAGAAAAGGAUGACAUGUUAAGAGUUCCAGCCUCCAAUUUAUCGAAUAGUUCAACCAGUCGUUGCCUGCAAAAUAUAUCAGUCAAUGAUGCGCGAACCAAAAAAAAAGGAAUUAUUUUCACAUAAGUUUAGAUGACCCGAUACCAAAAGUAAAGCGCGGUUUAAAUUGAGAUUCACAUGUUCCUUGCGUGCUGAGACAUGUUAGACAUAAUUCGCAGCAUAACAGAAUAUCCACAGGAGGAGAAAGGACACACAUAUCAGUCUAUGUAAGUAACACAGACAGACAAUUUCAACAAUCAUGCUAACCCCGGCCGUACUGAUAAAAGGGUAGAUACCCACUUUUUGACAAACAUGGUUUGUCGAUUAAAAAAUAUAUCCAAUGUGAUAAUGAAAACAAAGGAAUUGAGAUGGUGGUAUUUAGGAACUAAAGCUUUUCUUAAGUUGAAUCAAAUCUGCACUUUUGCUGCAGUUUAUUGAAUUUC
Messenger RNA from Andrographis paniculata, 1782 nucleotides. Its product is annotated as thiosulfate sulfurtransferase 18-like. Gene Ontology annotation, molecular function: catalytic activity. Bases 253 to 714 code for a protein of 153 amino acids. The record is from RefSeq and is a predicted model, not a curated record. The transcript is spliced from 7 exons. Lineage: Eukaryota; Viridiplantae; Streptophyta; Magnoliopsida; Lamiales; Acanthaceae.